This is a messenger RNA of Agelaius phoeniceus (red-winged blackbird), 957 nucleotides long. RefSeq names its product mitochondrial pyruvate carrier 2 (gene MPC2). The record is from RefSeq and is a predicted model, not a curated record. NCBI's taxonomy places the organism in Eukaryota, Metazoa, Chordata, Aves, Passeriformes, Icteridae. Gene Ontology annotation, biological process: pyruvate import into mitochondria. Gene Ontology annotation, cellular component: mitochondrial inner membrane.
AGUGAAGCGCUGUGAAGCCACAAAGCGGCCAUCUUGGGUUUGGGCGCAUUACUCGCAGCGCAGCGUUCCCCGCAGCGGCCAUCUUGAGGGGAGAACGAAGCGGAGGCGGCCAUCUCCGAGCCGGGCGCCUUGCCCUUGCGAGGGCGGCGGGCGCGCCAGCUCUCCCCAGGUGCCCGGGCCAGCGCGCUCAGCCAAUAGCGCCGCGCACAGCAAUCCGCCCCGCCCCGCCCCUGCGGCGGUGGCCAAUCAGAGCGCGGGCUGGCGGUGGGCAGGCCCGGGGGGCGGGACCGGGGCGGAGGAAGGACGCACGGACGGGACGCGGCCCCCGCUCGGUGCCCGCUCGCCCCUCGCUCCCCGCUCGGAGCCCGCUCGCCCCGUCCCUCGCCAUGGCCGCCGCCGCCGCGGGACUCCGCGCCUCCUAUCACCGCAUGCUCGACCGCAUCGAGCUCAUGCUGCCGCCGCGGUUCCGGCCCUUCUACAACCACCCGGCGGGUCCCAAAACAGUGUUUUUCUGGGCACCUGUUAUGAAAUGGGGCUUGGUGGGGGCUGGACUGGCUGACAUGGCCAGGCCAGCAGAGAAGCUCAGCACAGCACAGUCUGCAGUACUCAUGGCCACAGGCCUUAUUUGGUCAAGGUACUCCCUGGUGAUUAUCCCUAAAAACUGGAGUCUGUUUGCUGUGAACUUCUUUGUUGGCUGUGCUGGUGGUUCCCAGCUUUUCCGAAUAUGGAGGUAUAAUCAGGAGCUAAAAGCACAAAAGCAAGUGCAAUAAAGAGAUGCUUAACCCAACAGGUCAAAUCUAGCAACGCACAAACCCAUCCCCAUGGGACUUAGCUUCACUAAUUUUAAUGUUUUUUUUCUCUGAGAAAAUAAAAGAGGAAAAUAAAGAGAGCAAAUGUUUUCUAAGUGCAAAUAACCAAGUAUCUCCACAAAAAUAAAGGGCAACCUUUUAAAAUGAA